This is a messenger RNA of Thunnus maccoyii (southern bluefin tuna), 1273 nucleotides long. RefSeq names its product interleukin 17d (gene il17d). NCBI's taxonomy places the organism in Eukaryota, Metazoa, Chordata, Actinopteri, Scombriformes, Scombridae. Gene Ontology annotation, biological process: inflammatory response. The transcript is spliced from 2 exons. The coding region runs from base 557 to 1180 and encodes 207 amino acids. The record is from RefSeq and is a predicted model, not a curated record. Gene Ontology annotation, cellular component: extracellular region. Gene Ontology annotation, molecular function: cytokine activity.
AGCAGUCUGGUCUUCCCACUCCUAUCAGGAGUGCUGGGGCUGAACCUUAUCUGUCAGUACUUCAGUUUGAUUUAGACUCGCUCUGAAUGGUGGAUCACGCUGUUCCUGCGCGCAGGAACUGUUCCACCGGAUUUUACGCACACACGGUCGGAGACAAGCGAUCGGAAAACACACUUGGUGACAUUUUCUGUCGUCGAUAACAGCAGGCAGCAGGUGUAACAACUCCCAGUUCGGUAAUAACUUCUAAUCCUAAAGCAGUUAUUUAUCCUGGCGACCCUGUGGACUCGUUGUUCCAAAAUGUUCCCUCAGUUUCCGUGGCGGAGCGCCUGUGCCUCGGUUUCCACGCCAGAGCGGACUGUUUUCCUGCCGCUGGCUGUUCAACGCUCCCAUCACUUCACUGGAUUAUAACAGGAAAGGAACCUGUUGGUGGUUAAAACUGCCUCAUUAACGAAGGUCACGCUUGUUUCUGGACGCAUCUACCUCCUUGUUAUAUUUUAAAACAAAACAAGGAAACAUUUUUCUGUGGAUACGCGUUUUGGCACAACACUGCUCAGUGAUGCCGCGUCGGAUCCGCGUCCUGCUGCUGCUGCUUCACCUGGCUGUGCUGCUGCUGGGCUUGGCAGCCGGAAUGAGUCGGAUACGGAAGAAGGCUACGAGGACCCGGUCUUGUCUGGACCUGCCGGAGGAAAUCCUGGAGCAAAUGUUCGGGCGGCUCUCGGUCGGUGUUCUGAGCGCUUUCCACCACGCCCUGCAGCUAGAGCCGCAGGCCAAACUCAACCUGACCUGCCCGACCACCGCACGGUCCCAGACCGACAGCAAGACCCGCCUCCCGGUCAGCCUGCGCAGCAUCUCUCCCUGGACCUACAGGAUCUCCUACGACCCAGCCAGGUAUCCCCGCUACAUCCCUGAGGCCUACUGCCUGUGUAAGGGCUGCCUGAUUGGACCGUACGGCGAGGAGAACAACCAGUACCGCAGCACCCCGGUCUACGCUCCCUCUGUCAUCCUGAGGAGAACAGGCUCCUGCAUCGGUGGUCGCCACUCCUACACUGAGAUCUACGUGUCCAUCGCUGUGGGAUGCACCUGUGUGCCGUUGCUGGAGAAGGAGCGGAACAGCAACCAGAGCCUGGAGAGAGCAGAGCCCAAAGCCAGACCGCUCGUCUCUGCAGGCAAGAGAGUGUGAAGGAAACUGGGCUGUGUUACUCGAGAUAAGCUCUUCUGCACCUGAUCCACUUUUUCUAGGUUUUCAUUUUUCCCUCACUGGCAAUACAAACAA